CCAGAGUUGAUAUUGAUCUUUAAUUGACCAGGUGAUAGGUCAAAAAGACAUGUGAGACCAUUGAAUCAAAUGGAGGAUAAAUCGGCAUCCACACAUAUCUUGUUAAAUUGCCCAGAAGUUCAACCUUAUUAUGAUUAAUUUGUGGAGAUAUAUGGCCAAGAAAAAGUGUACGACCAAUUUGCAACGUGGUUUAACAAUUACAUAAGUUUUAUAAUUUUCUAACACAAAGCUACCAUAAUUACAAACUUUAAAGUUUUGAAAUAUACUAUUUCUAACUUUCUAUUUCUUAACUGUUUAUAGUUUCACAAUAUACCUUGUGGUUUUUAUGAACAAUUUUUGAAGGACUUAUCUUGGGGAUCCAUUGGUACCAAUAGUAUGGACAAAUAUGUUGAUAAUGGUUUUAAAUUUAAUACCCGAGAAUGUGCUAACCAUAUGAAAACUAAUAACAGUGGUGUGUGGGUUAAAGUUGCUGAUGGUGUUGAUUUUUUUGGUGUAAUCGAAGAGAUUUUAGAAUUAGAGUAUUCUAGUUGGCCAAGGAAAAAAUUUGUUCUGUUUCGGUGCAACUGGUUUGAUCCAACCCCAAAAAGAGGUACGAGGGUACUGAAAGAUUCCAAUAUCAUUGAAGUAAAGCACAUGCUGAGGUAUGCAGCUUAUGAUCCUUUCGUCAUUGCACACAACGUUAAGCAGGUGUACUAUGUCCCUUAUCCAUUGCGACCAGAUAAGUCAGAUUGGUGGGUGGUUAUUAAAACCAAGCCUAUUGGUCGUGUGGAAGUUGAGAAUGACCUGCCUGCUGCCUUUCAGAAUGACGACAUAGCACAUGCUAACCAAAUAGUCAACCCUGAGUUAGAAACUGAACUGAAGCAUGCAGAACAUAUAUUAGAAGAAAUCGAUAUAGAAGAAGUUAAUGAAGUUUUAGAAGAAAAUGAUGAAAUUGAUGAAUGUGAAACAACCGACGAGGAAGAAUGGUCAGACAAGGAAGAAAGUGAUGAAAAUUAGCAUGUUUUUCAUUUUAGAAGUAUUAAAUAUGUGUUGUUUUAUUUGUUUGAUUGUAAGACUUCUUAGUAUCUGAAUACUUAAGCUUUCUUUUGUAUUGCGAGUUAUGAUUGUUGUGUACUGUUUGAUAAUUUUAUGCAAUUAUGAGUUAUGAUUGUUGUGUAAA
Lycium ferocissimum is the source of this 1159-nucleotide messenger RNA. RefSeq lists its product as uncharacterized. Bases 376 to 996 code for a protein of 206 amino acids. The record is from RefSeq and is a predicted model, not a curated record. The transcript is spliced from 2 exons. NCBI's taxonomy places the organism in Eukaryota, Viridiplantae, Streptophyta, Magnoliopsida, Solanales, Solanaceae.